GUCAAAACGAACUAAUGACAGUUAUACGUGGAGUUCGUUUUUGAGGUUAUAAAUUAUAAAAAAUAAUAAUAAUUAAAUAAUGGAAGAUAAUACUAUAUUGGAAAGUAUUGAAAAUGAUGAUUUUUACAAAAAGUUCUUGCAAACCUCCGUCCGAUCAAAUCUUUUAACAACACUUUCGAUAACGGAACAAGUAAAGAAAUUAGGGGAUGGUAUCGAUGCUUUAAGUAAAGAAUUGAACGCGCAAGUUUUAGAGAAACAUAAUGAUUUAUUAAGGCAAGCAAAUCAUGCCACCAAACUACAAGAUAUUUUAAAUACGAUGAAUUUACACGUUCAAAACUUAUAUGCAAACGCAGAACGGCUCAAAUUACAAAUACAUGGUCCAUAUUCAGCGUUAGAAAAACAUACGAAAAUGUUAUCAAGGUUACAUUUAGCGAGUCAUAUUUUGCGCCAAGUUAAUCGAAUGCAACAAUUAAGCAAACGUCUUUCUAACACGAAUGAUCCAAUACAAAAAGCGACAAUUUUGCAAGAAUUGGAACAGUUAGCUGCUGAUCCGGAACUUUCAGACAUUGAUGCAAUCACUUUGGAGUUAAGAAAUAUUAAAGAACAACAUCAAAACAUUGUAAAAACAACAAAUACUAUGUUACAUCAAAGUGUUGUUAAUGAGAAUAUGAUACAGACGACAACUGCACUUCAAAUAUUUAUUAAUAUGGGAAUAAUAAAAACAGCAAUACAAAAUGCAAUCGAUAUUUCGUUAUCGGAAUGUCGAGAAAGUUUAAAAGCUUCGUUUGAUUUAAAUGUGAAUAUAACAGGAAAUUUGAAUAAGAAUAAAGUUGGACCGGGAAAAGCGAAUCUGUCAUCAUCUCAAGGGUUUCGAAGUCGUAUUUGGGUCGAUUUAGAGAAAGCGUUUUCAGAAGAGAUUUACAAACAAUGUCGACAAAUAAAAUUUUUAGAAACGACAUUGAAUAACAUGAACGUUAUUGUUGAGCAAAAUGAGAUUUCACCGGAUUUUUGGAACCAAUUAAGUAAAUGUAUAAAAGAGGAGAUUGAGAAUUCCAAUUCCGCCGUUCAACAAAUGCUAGAAGAUGAUUAUCCGAAAUUAUUAAAAUGUUAUUACGAAAUGACCUUGAAAUUAAAUUAUAAUAAUUUUAAAUUUGAUCGGAGUAUUUUUGAAAAAUGCGAAAACUCCUAUUUAUCAAGUUCAUUAAAUAGGAUCUUAGAACCAACGCAGAAUAUGUUUAAUAAUGAAUUAAACACUCCAAGUCAUGAUCAAAUUGAUUCAUUGAUACGAUUAAUCACGACCGAAUUAAGUGUAACGUUAGUUGAACACAAUUUAAAUGAAAAAAUCGCUAAAAACAUUUCGAAAUGCAUCAAAUUGUAUGGAGUUAAAACUGAGCAACAAAUUGUAACUGGUCCUGAAGCAGCCCAAGUUGUUGGCGGGGCUGUCAAUUCAGGACAACAACACAAUAUCCAAUUAGCAAACUCGAUGUAUUAUUUUCAAGUACAAAUACAAAGAAUUUUAUCAAACAUGAAAGAUAGUUUACCCAUUGAAAGUGUUGUGUCUAUAAACGAAACAUUAUCAAGCUUAGAUAAUUUAACUGGAUCAAUUUUAGAUCCGUUAAUUGAUUCAGUUAAACUAACAGUUGAAACAAUAAUAAUAACAAUCCACAUUGAAACAGAUUGGACAAAACUUCAAAUUCCACCAACUAAAUCAACUCAAUCUUGUAGCCCAUACAUGCGCGAACUUGUUCAAUUUAUAACACGAUCGUAUCAAACUUAUUUAAGCCCUUUUAGUAACAAGGAGUGUUUAACUCAAAAAUGCCAUUCGAUCGCAAUGAGAUGCAUAGAUUUACUCGUUAGACACACGUCGAUUUUACGACCUAUUUCCCAAGGGGGACGAUUACGACUUCAAGCAGAUUUUAAUCAUUUAGAACAAGCUUUAAAAGUGAUAUGUCCCCAUUUAUUCGAUUUGGGGCAUCCAUAUCGAUUAUUAAAAUCAAUGGCAACACUUAUAAUACAAUCACCAACUGAUAUAGUAGCAAGUCAAGAUUCAGGAAGUUCAAUUCCUCAUAGUACAGUAUUGUUUUUGUUGUUUUCUUAUGCUGGGAGUGAAUUGGCUAGCCCACAUCAAAAUACAGGGUGGACGAUACAGAAACUAUCGACGUGGUUGGAUGAGCACGUUUCGGAAUAUGAACGUUUAGAUUUAAUCGCCGGGGCUUUACAAAGAUACGUUACGUUAAUUAGGCAGAAAAACUCGAUUAAUUUUGAUCCUAUUUAUCCAAUUAUGUCAGAAUUUAUAGAAAAAGCUAUUAAAAGUUGUAAUUAAAUAAAGUUAUAACCAAAAUAAUACGAUUCCAAA
This is a messenger RNA of Onthophagus taurus, 2356 nucleotides long. RefSeq names its product Conserved oligomeric Golgi complex subunit 5 four way stop (gene fws). Gene Ontology annotation, cellular component: COG complex. NCBI's taxonomy places the organism in Eukaryota, Metazoa, Arthropoda, Insecta, Coleoptera, Scarabaeidae. Gene Ontology annotation, biological process: intra-Golgi vesicle-mediated transport. The record is from RefSeq and is a predicted model, not a curated record.